GGAUGGUUCCUCGUUGGUCAUAGUUUGGUGUCUUCAUCCCACCAGAAUCUACGGUUCCAAGGGAGGAUUUUCUGGGUGAAAAGUCCAGACUACUGAGGGACCAUGGCAACCUCCAGAAUGACUGCAAGGUCCCCUCGAGACAUUGCUAAUGUAAUGCAACGACUGCAAGAUGAACAGGAGAUAGUGCAAAAACGAACAUUCACUAAAUGGAUCAACUCUCAUCUGGCCAAGCGGAAUCCCCCAAUGAUGGUUGAUGAUUUGUUUGAAGAUAUGAAAGAUGGGGUAAAGCUUCUUGCUCUACUGGAAGUUCUGUCUGGGCAAAAAUUGCCUUAUGAGCAAGGACGCCAUAUGAAGCGAAUUCACUCAGUGGCCAACAUUGGCACAGCCCUUAAAUUCCUGGAAGGAAGGAGGUCCAUGUACAGAGGAUCACCGAUUAAGCUUGUUAACAUCAACUCUACGGACAUUGCUGAUGGUAGACCGUCCAUUGUGCUUGGCUUGAUAUGGACCAUUAUUUUAUAUUUUCAGAUUGAGGAGCUGACAAGCAACCUGCCCCAGCUGCAGUCGUUAUCCAGCAGUACAUCUUCUGUGGACAGUCUUGUCAGCUCAGAGACCGGCAGUCCACCAAAUAAAAGGAAAGUGGGAACCAAAAUCCAAGGAAAUGCUAAGAAGGCUUUACUGAAAUGGGUUCAGCACACAGCAGCAAAGCAGGCUGGAAUCGAAGUAAAAGAUUUUGGCCGGAGCUGGAGAAGUGGUGUUGCUUUUCAUUCAGUUAUCCAUGCUAUUCGACCAGAAUUGGUGGACUUGGAGAAAGUCAAAAGAAGAUCUAAUAGAGAAAAUCUAGAAGAAGCAUUUACUAUUGCUGAAGUGGAGUUAGGCAUUCCGAGACUCCUUGAUGCUGAAGAUGUGGAUGUGGACAAACCAGAUGAAAAGUCUGUUAUGACCUAUGUCGCGCAGUUCUUGAAGCUUUAUCCUGAUCCUCAUAAUACAGCAAUGGAUGGACAAGAAAAUGAUAGGGAAGACCGACUGAUGCUGAGGGAUCUGAAGGUCUGGGUGGAACAGUUUGAAAGAGACUUGACAAGGGCACAGAUGGUUGAAGCAAGUUUCCGGGACAGAUACCAGGCAUUUAAACACUUUAGAGUCCAGUACGAAAUGAAGAGGAAACAGACUGAACUUGCAAUACAGCUGUUACGUAAAGAUGGUAAAUUGUCUCUUGAUCAAGCUAUGGUGAAGCAAGCGUGGGAUAGAGUUUCCUCAAGACUCUUUGACUGGCACGUACAGCUUGAUAAAUCUCUUCCUGUGCCAUUGGGGACUAUUGGAACCUGGCUUUAUCGGACAGAAAUUGCCCUUCGAGAAGAUAUAGUCAUUCAGCAGGUCCAUGAGGAAACUGCAAACGCAAUACAUCGGAAGCUCGAACAGCAUAAGGAUCUGCUUAAACACGUAGAUGGCCACAAAAAGGUAUUCCAGGAGAUCUACCGGACUCGCUCUGUUAAUGGAGUCCCCAUUCCACCUGAGCAGCUAGAGGAUAUGGCUGAGAGGUUCAAUAUUGUUUCAUCUACAUCUGAAUUACAUCUAAAGAAAAUGGAGUUUCUCGAAUUAAAGUACCGUCUGCUAUCCCUGUUAGUACUUGCAGAGUCAAAAUUAAAAUCCUGGAUCAUAAAGUAUGGAAGAAGAGAGUCUGUGGAGCUACUUCUACAAAAUUAUAUUUCUUUUAUAGAAAAUAGCAAAUUCUUUGAGCAGUAUGAAGUAACGUAUCAGAUCUUGAAACGGGCAGCUGACAUGUAUGUCAAAGCAGAUGGCUCAGUGGAAGAAGCAGAGAAUGUGAUGAAGUUUAUGAAUGAAACUACUGCACAGUGGCGGAACCUGUCAGUAGAAGUAAGAAGUGUAAGGAGCAUGUUGGAAGAAGUAAUUUCUAACUGGGACAGGUAUAGCAGUAUUGUAGCCAGUCUGCAGGCAUGGCUAGAGGAUGCUGAAAAAAUGUUAAAUCAGUCAGAAUUUGCCAGAAAGGAUUUUUUCCGAAAUUUGCCUCAUUGGAUUCAGCAGCACACAGCUAUGAAUGAUGCCGGUAAUUUUCUUAUUGAAACCUGUGAUGAGACUGUGUCCCGUGACCUGAAACAGCAGUUACUUUUGCUAAAUGGGAGAUGGAGAGAGCUGUUUAUGGAGGUUAAGCAAUAUGCUCGUGCAGAUGAGGUGGAGCGAAUGAAGAAAGAGUAUCUAGAUCAUGUUACCACCUUGUCCAUUUACACUGCCGGUGCCAUUGGGAAACUUUCUGAAUUUUUAGAAAUAUCUUUUCUAAACGUCAGAAUUUUUAUCCAAGAUUUGGAGGAUAUCCAUCAGAGAGUGCCUGUGAUGGAAGCACAAUAUAAAAAGAUCACAAGGACUGCACAGAUCAUCACAAAGGAAAGCCCUCAAGAAGAAGCCAAUGAAAUGUUUGCAACCCUGUCAGGAAUCAAAGAUCAGCUAAAUAAGGUCAAAGAAUAUUAUCCUCCUCUACUCUAUGAAUCUCAACAAUUGCUGAUUCCACUAGAAGACUUAGAAAAGCAGAUUACAUUGUUCUAUGAGUCUUUUGAAAAGAUCAAUGAGAUCAUUUCACUCUUAGAUCAUGAAGCCCAGUCUACAGUCAUUUUUAAGCAAAAAUAUCAGGAACUGUCAGCUUGUCAAGAGAAGUGUAAGGUAACCUUGUCACGAAUUGAAGAAGGUAGUCAGACCAUCCAAAGGUUUGUGGCUUUGAGCAAAGUGAUAAAGCAUUUUGAUCAGACAGCACUCCAAAGGAAGGUUGCAGAAGUCCAUGUUGCUUUUCAGAAUAUGACCAAGAAAACCACUGAUUGGAGAAAGAAUGUAGAAACAAACAGUCGCUUGAUGAACAAAUUUGAGGAGUCCAGGUCAGAAUUGGAGAAGGUACUCCAGAAUGCUCAGUCUUGCAUAAAUGAGAAAGGAAAUCCUGAAGCACUUCUAAAGAAACAUACUGACUUUUUCAGUCAGCUGGAUCAGAGGGUCCUUAAUGCCUUCCUGAAAGCGUGUGAUGAACUCACUGACAUCCUCCCUGAGCAAGAACAACAAAGUCUGCAGGAAGCUGUUAGAAAGCUCCAUAAACAAUGGAAGGAUCUCCAAGCAGAAGCCCCAUAUCAUGUACUUCACUUGAAGGUAGAAGUGGAGACAAGCAGAUUCCUGGCUACGGUGGAAGAAUGCAGAGCAGAACUGGCAAGAGAGACCAAACUCCUGCUCCAGGAGAGCAGUGAAAGGAUUAUCAAGGAGCACAGGGUUUUCUUCAGUGAAAAUGGACCCCAGCAUCUCUGUGAGAAAAGAUUACAGUUAAUUGAAGAACUGUGUCUCAAACUUCCAGAACGGGACCCAGGGAGGACAGCAGCAGAAAGUUGUCGAAAAACUCUCCGAAAUCUUAAAGCCCAGAUUGACAAAACUUCGGUGAAAUUAAUGGAGCACCCAGAUAAAUGGAUAGACUACAAAACUAGAUUUUUGGAUUUAUCUUCUUGGAUAUCAUCAAAAGCGCAGCAGUUAAAACAGAUUAAACGUGAAGCCAAGGAUGCUACCAAAUAUGGAGAUAUUAAACCUGCUGCAGAGGGAAUAAGAGAAGAGGUCAGCAAGCAGGGAGAGUGCCUCAGCUGGCUAAAAUCUAGACUUAAAUUUCUGACGGAGGUUUCAAUGGCAAUGGAAGCAGAAAAGCAAGCUGAUGAGCUUUCUAAACUGUCCAGUGACUUCAAGAAAUUUGUAACUUCACUGGCAGAGGUUGAAAAGAUGUUAAGCAGCCUUGGAGAUUGUGUCCAGUACAAGGAAAUAGUAAAAUACUCCCUUGAGGAGUUAAUUUCCAGCUCUAAAAAAGUCCAGAAGCAAGCUGAAGCAAUCUUGGAUUCUGAAAACUUAUUUGAAGCCCAGCAAUUGUUUCUGCAUCAUCAGCAAAAGACGAAGAUGAUCCAGGCAAAGAAGAAAGAUGUACAACGACAACUUGCCAGAGGUCAGGGUGAGGGUGAACUUCCUAGGACAGUUCAAGAGGAAUUAAAGAAGCUCGAGGGUACAAUGGAGCAUAUGGAGCAGACCACAGAAAAACAGGAACGCCGGCUCCAAGUCACAAUAAGAAAAUGGGAACGCUUUGAAGCGAACAAAGAAACAGUGGUCAGAUAUCUUUUUCAAACAGGCUCCAAUCAUGAACGCUUCCUGAGUUUUAGCAGCUUGGAGAGCCUGUCCUCUGAACUGGAUCAGACUAAGGAAUUUUCUAAACGGACAGAAGCUAUUGCAGUUCAAGCUCAGAAUCUUGUGAAGGAAGCCUCGGAGAUUCAACUUGGCUGUAAGAAUAAGGAAGUCCUCCAACAGCAGGCCACAUCAAUCCAGGAACAAGUUAAAAAGUUGGAAGAUACACUUGAAGAAGAUAUUAAAACCAUGGAAAUGGUGAAAAAGAAAUGGGAAAAUUUUGGCAAUAAUUUUGAGUCCCUGUCCGUCUGGAUAACUGAAAAAGAAAAAGAGUUGGAUGCCUUGGAAACUUCAUCAUCUCCCCUGGAUAAGCAAAUCAGUCAAAUUAAGGGUAUAAUUAAAGACAUAAAUGAUAGAAUCAGUGAGAUUCCAGAUCUAGAAGAGGCAACUCAAUCUUUUGCCCAGUUUAUCACCACUGGAGAAUCUGCUCGCAUUAAAGCCAAGUUGACACAAAUAAGAAGAUAUUGGGAAGAGCUCAGAGAGCAUGGACAAUGUCUAGAAGGAAUGAUAUUGGGAAAUGCUUCACAACAGCAAAAGUUUGACGAAAGCUUGACAAAGGUCCAGCAAUGUGUGUCUGAAUUUGAAGCUAAACUUGAAGAGCCAGUUAUCUUAUGUUCUUCAGCCACAGAAACCUACAAGGUCUUCCAAGAGCACAUGGAUCUCUGUCAGGCUCUGGCAUCAAUGAGCAACACAGUUACCUCUUUCUCAGCUAGUGCCCGUAAAGUCAUCAGCAAAGACACAGCUUUUCAGGAGGCCACAAAUCUCCAGCAGAGAUAUGAGAGAACAAUUGGUAAAGCUAAGGAGAGACAAACUAUGCUAGAAAAUCUACUACUGCACUGGCAGAGGCUGGAGAAGGAGUUGUCUACUUUUCUGACCUGGUUAGAGAGGUGUGAAGCUUCAGCCAGUUCACCAGAAAAGGAUAUUUCUGCUGACAGAGUGAAACUGGAAGGGGAACUUCAGUUAGUUCAGACACUGCAAGAUGAAGUUGUAGCCCAUGCUUCACUGUACAGUAGCCUACUGCAAAUGAAAGAAUCUCUAUUCUCAGUGGCUUCCAAAGAUGAUGUGAAAGUGAUUAAACUCCAGAUGGAGCAACUGGAGGAGAGAUGGAGAGUUUUGCCCCAAAUAAUUAGCAAGAGGAUUAGUUUUCUUCAGUCUGUGGUUGCUGAGCACCAGCAAUUUGAUGAACUGCUACUCCAUUUUUCUGUUUGGAUUAAGCAGUUCCUUGCUGAAUUACACAACUCUUCUGAGAUAAAUAUUGUGGAUCAUCAAGCUGCUCUAGUUCGCUGCAAGGAUCAUUCAGUGGAAGUGGAAGGCAAGAAGGAAGAGAUGCUUAGUUUGAAGGGGCAUUUGGGAAAGUUAUGUUCCUUUAGCAGAGGAGAAGACCACCACAUUCUUCAAAGCAAAACAGAAGACUGCUUUCAACUCUUUCAAGAGGCUUGUCAGAUCAUCGAGAGGAGGCAGCUUGCAUUGACCCAGAUUGGGAAUUUCCUGCAGCUCCAUGCUUCAUUAUCAGGUGUUCUCCAAAGGCUGAGACAGACAGUAGAAGCAACUAGCAGUAUGGAUAAGGCACAGUCAGAUUUAUUGAAGAAGGACUUAAAUGAUGCUAUUCAAGAUACUAAAAAAUUAGAGGCUACUGCGAUUGGCUUAGAUGGAGUUCUUUCUAAAGCCCAGUACCAUCUUAAAAGCAGUACCUCUGAGCAAAGGACAUCCUGCAGAGCAACAGCUGACCAGCUCAGUUUACAAUUAGAAGCAAUCCAAAAUCUCCUAGGAACCAAGCAGGGUGAGGCAGAAGCCCUUGGACUACUAAAGAAGGCUUUUAUGGACCACAAAGAAGAACUACUGAAGUGCAUUGAGGAUAUUGAAGAAAGGACCGAUAAAGAAAGGUUAAAAGAACCAACACGCCAAGCUCUUCAGCAAAGGUUAAGAGCCUUUAAUCAGUUGGAAGAUGAGUUGAAUUCUCAUGAGCAUGAGCUGUGGUGGUUGAAGGACAAAGCUAAACAAAUAGCCCAGAAAGAUAUAUCUUUGGCCCCAGAAAUUGACAAAGAGAUAAAUCGUUUGGAAGUCACCUGGGAUGAUACCAAGACACUAAUUCAUGAAAAUCAAGGACAGUGUUGUGGACUCAUUGAUCUAAUGAGAGAAUAUCAGAGCUUGAAGUCAGCAGUAUCUAAGGUCCUGGAGAAUGCCAGCAAUGUGACUGUGAUCAGACCCACUGUAAAGGAUCAGGAGGACAUUAGAUGGACAAUAUCAAAGCAUGAAAUGGCCAAGAAUGAGAUGAAUGAGAAGCAGAAGGAUCUCAAUGACUUCACAAGUAAAGGAAAACGCUUGAUAUCUGAGCUGAAAAGAAUUCGCAGCAGUGAUGUCCUCCUGGUGAAAACAGAUAUGGACAGUACUGUGGACAAAUGGCUUGAUGUGUCAGAAAAGAUUGAAGAAAAUGUGGAUAGACUAAAUGUAAGCCUGUCCAUAUGGGAAGAUGUGCUUACAGCUAGAGAUGAAAUAGAUGGAUGGACCAAUAACUCUGUUCCACAGUUAAAUGAGAGUAUUAGUAACCUCAAUAGCAGCAUCAAAACAGAAGCAUUCCUUAAAGAAUUUGAGUCUGAAGUUAAAAACAAAGGACUGAAAUUAGAAGAACUUCAUUUGAAAGUUGCAGACCUUAAAGAAUUAACCAAGAAUCCGGAAACACCAGCAGAUCUUCAGUUUAUAGAAGCAGAUUUAAGGCAGAAACUGGAGCAUGCCAAAGAAAUGUCUGAAAUAGCCAAAGGAACCCUGAAAGAUUUCAGGGCUCAGACAACACAAUUGGAAAAGUGUAUUCAUGACACAACAGCCUGGCUGACAAAAAUAGAAGACACAUUGUUGUGUUGUGUGCAAACUCCAAAUUGUGAAGGCUUGAAAAAAAUGAGAGAAAUACAGAAAGAGCUCCAAAUUCAGCAGAACAGCAUUGAUUCAGUGCAGGAAACCCUCAACGGCCUGUGCCGCAAGUACCACUCAGUGGAGCUGGAGAGCCUGGGAGCCACAAUGACGGAGCUGGUAAAGAAGUUUGAAACUGUAAGCCAACUGGGUUCCAAAACCCAGGCCAGCCUGCAGGACACUCUGGAUAGGCAAUUCAAUGUGUCUAUGCAAGAAUUCCAGGAGUGGUUUUCUGGAAUUAAAGCAGCAGUUAGAGAGUCAUCGGAUAGAUCUGGGGACAGCAAAGCCAUAGAAGCCAAGCUUCAUGACCUUCAGAGGAUUCUCGAUUCGAUCAAUGAUGGGCAGAAUAAGCUUGAUACAGUCACCCAAGAAGGGCAAAAUUUGUAUGUGUAUUUACCCAAACAAAUUGUGAGUACUAUUCAGGAACAGAUAACCACAGCCAACGAAGAGUUUCAAGCGUUUCUGAAACAAUGCCUCAGAGACAAACAGGCUCUUCAGGAUUGUGCCUCGGAGCUUGGAAGCUUUGAAGAUCAGCAUAAGAAACUGAGUUUGUGGAUUCAUGAAAUGGAAGAAAGAUUAAGCACAGAAUCUUUGGGAGAGUUCAAACAGCACAUCCCUGAGAAGAAAAAUGAAUUCCAUAAAGUUGAAAUGUUUCUGGGAGAACUUCUAGCGGCAAGGGAAUCCCUUGAUAAGCUUUCUCAGCGAGGGCAGAUUUUAAAUGAAGAAGGCCACGGUGCAGGGAAAGAAGUACGCCUAGCGGCCCAACUCCUUACUGGAUAUCAAAACUUAGUCAAAAUCACGAAGGAGAAACUCCGAACGUGCCAGGUUGCUCUCCAGGAGCAUCAGGCUUUGGAAGCUGCCCUGCAGAACAUGUGGUCCUGGAUAAAAGACAUUCAAGAGAAGCUGGCCUCUGCUGAGAGCAUGGUAGGCAGCAAAGCUACCCUAGAGAAGAGACUAUUUCAAAUUCAGGAAAUCAUUUUAAUGAAAGGCGAAGGGGAUGUUAAGUUAAAUAUGGCUGUUGGCAAAGGGGAGCAGGCUCUGAGAAGCAGCAACAGAGAAGGUCAGAAGGUGAUUCAAACCCAGCUCCAGACACUACGAGAUGUAUGGGCUAAUAUCAUGAGCUCGUCUACCCGUGCUCAGAGCUGUUUGGAGUCUGUGAUUAGCCAAUGGAAUGACCACCUGGAAAGGAAAAGCCAGCUGGAGCAGUGGAUGGAAUCAAUCGAUCGCAGAGUGGCAGAGCCCAUACAGAGGAAAGCAAGUCUAAAAGAGAAGUUUUCCCAGUUAGACUACUGCCAGGCCAUUGUAUCCGAGGCUGAGGAACACACGGGGGCUCUUCAUCAUCUCACGGAAACGUCCAAGGAGCUCUUCGAGAAAACGGAGGAUGAUUCAUUCAAGGAAGCAAUUCAGGAGGAACUCAAAACUCAAUUUAAUGACAUCACAACCAUUGCCAAGGAGAAAAUGAGAAAGGUAGAAGAGAUCGUGAAGGACCACCUGAUGUACCUGGAUGCGGUUCAUGAAUAUACGGAUUGGCUCCACUCAGCAAAGGAAGAACUUCAACGCUGGUCAGAUGUGUCUGGAGAUUCGUGUGCUACCCAGAGAAAAUUAUCCAAAAUUAAGGAGUUGAUAGAUUCCAGACAGAUUGGUGCGAGCCGCCUAAACAGAGUCGAGUCUCUGGCUCCGACCGUGAAACAGAACACAACUGCCAGCGGGUGUGAACUCCUAGACACAGAGAUGCAGGCCCUGCAGUCCGACUGGAAGCACUGGGAAGACAGCGUUUUCCAGACGCAGAGCUGCCUCGAGGAGCUCGUCAGCCAGAUGGCCCUUUCAGAGCAGGAGUUCUCAACCCAAGUGGCCCGGCUGGAAAAGGCCCUGCAGGAUUUUAAUGCCCUUCUGGAAACCUGGUCCCAGCAACUAACCCUUCUGGAAGGCAAAAACACCGACAAUGAAAUAGUGGACUGCUGGCGCCAAGAAAAAGAUAUACUGGAGGCUCUGAGGAAAGCAGAACCUGUUACUGAUGAGCUCAAGGCUCAUUUAAAUGACCUUUGUAGAUUUUCCAGAGACCUGAGUCCAUACAGUACAAAGGUGUCUGGAUUAAUUAAAGAAUAUAACAGUCUUUGUUUACAAGCCUCAAAGAGAUGUCAGAGUAAGGAGCAGACCCUGCAGCAAAGAUUUCGCAAAGCCCUCAGGGACUUCCAACAGUGGGUGAUCAAUGCCAAAAUCACCACAGCCAAAUGUUUUGAUUUACCUCAAAGUAUAAGUGAAGCAUCAGCAAGUCUGCAGAAAAUACAGGAAUUUUUAUCUGAAAGUGAAAAUGGUCAACACAAAUUAAACACAGUGGUGUCGAAAGGAGAGCUGCUCAAUGGUCUUCUUUCAGAAGAGAAGGCUAAAGAUGUCCAGAUCAAAGUUGACAGGGCUAAAGAAGACUGGAAAAAUUUCCACUCUCAUCUCCACCAAAAAGAAUCUACUCUGGAGAAUUUAAAGAUCCAAAUGAAAGAUUUUGAAGUAACAGCCGAGCCUCUGCAGGAUUGGCUGAACAAAACUGAGAAGAUGGUGCAGGACAGUAGCAGUAGGCUUCAUGACCUACCCGGAAAGAGGAGAGAACAGCAGAAACUUCAGUCUGUUCUUGAAGAAAUAAACUGCCACGAGCCUCAGCUCCACAGGCUAAAAGAGAAAGCUCAGCAGCUGUGGGAGGGACAAGCUGCCAGCAAAAGCUUUAUGCACAGAGUGUCUCAGCUGUCUUCUCAGUAUCUAGCGCUAAGCAAUUUAACUAAGGAGAAAGUUUCAAGGCUUGAUAGAGUUGUUGCAGAACACACUCAGUUUUCUCUUGGUGUUAAAGAAUUACAAGACUGGAUGACUGAUGCAAUCCAUAUGCUGGAAUCAUACUGUCAUCCCACUUCUGACAAAAGUGUUCUAGACAGCCGAAUGUUAAAGCUGGAGGCUCUCCUCUCAGUGAAGCAGGAAAAAGAGAUCCAGAUGAGAAUGGUGCUGACAAGAGGAGAAUUGGUCCUGCAAAACACCUCUCCAGAAGGGGUCCCCACCAUUCAGGGGCAGCUACAGGCUGUUAAAGAUAUGUGGGCUGCUCUUUUGACCACGGGCAUUCGAUGUAAAAGUCAGCUGGAAGGAGCUCUUUCCAAGUGGACGAGUUACCAGGAUGAUGUCCGACAAUUUUCCAGUUGGAUGGACAGUGUUGAAGCCAGUAUCAGUGCUUGUGAGCGGCAGUGUGCAGAACUCCGGGAUAAAACUACAGCCCUUGGAAAAGUGAAGUUAUUGAGUGAGGAAGUUUUAAGUCACGCCAAUCUGCUAGAGACCAUUGAAAUGAAAGGUGUUGGCAUGACUGAACAUUAUGUAACGCAGUUAGAACUUCAAGAUCUCCAAGAGCGGUACAGUACUAUUAAAGACAGGACGAAGGAAGCAGUAACCAAAUCUGAGCGAAUCGUUCGUCUUCAUCAAGAGUACCAAAACGAUCUAAAGGCCUUUGAAGUAUGGCUGCAGCAAGAGCAGGAAAAACUUGACCGUUUUUCUCUUCUCGAAGGUGACGCUCAGACUCAUGAGACAGCACUUCGGGAGCUACAGGAGUUGCAGGUACGCUGUGCAGAGGGACAGGCAUUACUGAACACAGUCCUGCAUACAAGAGAAGAAGUGCUACCCUGGGGCAUCCCUCAAGUUGAGGAUCGGGUCUUAGAGUCUGUUCGACAGGACUGGCACAUUUACCAACAGAGGCUCUCUGAGAUCCGCACUCAAUUCAACAGCACAGUGAACAAACUGAGGGUGAUGGAGCAAAAGUUUCAGCAAGUUGAUGAAUGGCUGAAGACGCUGGAGGAGAAAGGCAGUAUCAGGGCUGGGCGGCAGUCAAAUAGAGCAACCAAGGAGAUGCAGCUACAGCAAAUGAAGAAAUGGCAUGAAGAAAUCACAUCCUACAAAGAUGAGGUUGAGGAAGUUGGAACGCGAGCUCAGGAGUUAUUAGAGGAAAGUCACGUUAGCAGCAGAAUGGGGUGUCAAGCUACCCAGUUAACUUCUCGCUACCAAGCCCUAAUACUUCAUGUCUUGGAGCAAAUCAAGUUCCUGGAAGAAGAAAUCCAGAGUUUGGAGGAAUCGGAACAGGCCUUCAAUUCUUAUGUUGAUUGGUAUGGAUCCACUCACAAGAAUUUCAAAAAUGUGUCUUCUGAGAUUGAUAAAGUGGAUAAAAUCAUGAUGGGAAAAAAAAUGAAAACAUUAGAGUUGCUUUUGAGUGACAUGGAGAAAGGUCACAGCUUACUUAAGUCUGCUCGGGAGAAGGGUGAGAGAGCUGUUAAGUAUCUGGAGGAUGGUGAAAGAGAAAAACUGAAGAGCGAGCUCCAUGUUCACAUGGAGCAACUGGAAGAGCUGGCCAGCACUGUCCGGCAGGAGCACACAAUUUUGGAGAAAUGUCUUCAUCUAGCAAAGGAAUUCUCAGAUAAAUAUAAAGUUCAAACUCAGUGGCUAGCAGAAUACCAAGCAAUACUGCAGACUCCAGAGGAGCCCAAAACUGAGUUGUAUGAGAAAAAAGCCCAGUUAUCCAAAUAUAAGUCGAUACAGCAGAUGGUGUUAUCAUAUGAACCGUCGGUAAAAUCAGUAAAUGAGAAAGGAGAAGCCCUUCUGGAGAUGGUGCAUGAUGCUACCCUACGGGACGAAAUUCAGAAGCUUCAGACUGAUUAUCAGGAACUGUGCAGUGCUGGAAAGGAACAUGUUUCUAGCCUGGAGCUAAAAGUCAGAGAACAUGAGGAUUACAACAGUGAACUGCAGGAAGUGGAAAAAUGGCUUUUGCAGAUGUCGGGCCGGUUGGUCACCCCAGACCUCAUGGAGAUCAGCAGCUUAGAGACCAUUACCCAGCAAUUGGCCAAUCACAAGGCAAUGAUGGAAGAUAUUGCUGGGUUUGAAGAUCGUUUGGAUAGCCUUAAAAAUAAAGGAGACUGUUUGAUCAACCAGUGCGCUGAUCAUCUUCAAGCUAAACUUAAGCAAAAUGUUCAAGCACACCUCCAGGGGAUUAAGGAUAGUUAUUCAGCGAUCUGCAGCACAGCUCAGAGGGUAUAUCAGAGUUUGGAACAUGAACUCCAGAAGCAUGUCAGCAGGCAAGACACGCUACAACAGUGCCAGGCGUGGCUUUCUACAGUUCAGCCAGAUAUAGAACCAAAUCCUCAGCCACCUUUUUGCAGAGCAGAUGCAGCUAAGCAGGUCAAACAAUUCCGAGCUCUACAGGAACAGGCUAGAACCUAUUUAGAUCUUUUAUGCUCAAUGUGUGAUUUAUCCAAUCCUGAAGUGAAGACUACAGCAAAAAACAUUCAACAAACAAAGCAAAUGAUUGAACAACAGAUAAAUCGCUCACAGACUUUGAAUCAAGGCUGGGAGGAGAUUAAACAAAUGAAGACAGAACUCUGGAUAUAUUUCCAGGAUGCAGAUCAGCAGCUACAGAAUAUGAAACGAAGGCAGGCAGAACUGGAGCUAAACAUCGCACAGAACAUAGUUUCCCAAGUAAAAGAAUUUGUUCAAAAGCUGCAAUCCAAGCAAGCAUCUGUCACAGCUGUCACUGAAAAGGUGAACAAGCUGACUCAAGGACAGGAGUCCCCUGAACACAAUGAAAUAGGUCAUUUAAGAAACCAGUGGAUGGAUCUAUGCCUACAGACUAAUAAUUUGCUCUUACAAAGGGAGGAGGAUCUUCAGAGAACCAGGGAUUACCAUGAUCGCUUGAAUGUUGUGGAAGUCUUCUUAGAAAAAUUUACUAAGGAAUGGGACAACUUGGCCAGAUCAGAUGCUGACAGUACAACUGUGCAUCUUGAGGCUUUGAAAAAAUUGGCAGAGGCCCUGGAAGAAAAAAGGUACGCAAUUGGAGACUUGAAAGACCAGAAGCAGAAAAUGAUGGAUCACUUGAAUCUGGAUGAUAAAGAACUAGUCAAAGAACAGACUAGGCAUUUUGAGCAGCGUUGGUUUCAGCUGGAAGACCUCAUCAGAAAGAAAAUCCAAGUGUGCAUCACCACGUUGGAAGAGUUAAACCUUGUCCAGUCCAAAUUUCAAGAUUUAAUGGAGUGGGCAGAAGAACAACAGCCUAGUAUUUCUGAGACCCUCCAACAUAGCCCUCCUCCAGAUCUAGCCCAAAAUCUUCUCAUGGAUCAUCUUGCCAUUUGCAGCGAACUGGAGACAAAACAGAUGCAUCUAAAGUCUCUCAUCAAGGAUGCUGAUAGGGUCAUGGCUGACCUGGGCCUUAAUGAAAGGCAGUUGAUCCAGAAGGUACUCUCUGAUGCUCAAAGUCAUAUGCAUUGCCUCACCAAUUUAGUGGACCAGAAGAGAAAAUUCUUGAAUAAAGCUGUAUCUGAGAAGACUCAGUUCCUCAUAGCAGUGUUUCAGGCCACCAGUCAAAUUCAGCAGCACGAGAGAAAGAUAACGUUCCACGAACACAUCUGCCUGCUACCAGAUGAUGUGGGCAAACAGGUUAAAACUUGUAAAAGUACUCAAGCCAGUUUAAAGACCUAUCAGAAUGAAAUUACAGGACUUUGGGCUCAAGGACGAGAGUUAAUGAAAGAAGCAACAGAGCAAGAGAAGUAUGAAGUGCUAAGCAAGCUGCAGGAACUCCAGAGUGUCUAUGAUGUGGUUUUGCAAAAAUGCAGCCAACGGCUGCAAGAACUGGAGAAAAAUAUGGUUUCCAGGAAGUAUUUUAAAGAAGAUUUUGAUAAAAUGUGCCACUGGUUGAAGCAAGCAGAUAUUGUUACUUUUCCUGAAAUUAACUUAAUGAAUGGCAGUACUGGGCUUUACUCCCAGCUGGCAAAGUACCAGCAGAUUCUUGAACAGUCUCCUGAGUACGAAAACCUUCUCCUGACACUGCAGAGAAGUGGUCAGGAGAUCCUACCAACACUCAAUGAAGUGGACCAUCCCUACCUCGAUGAAAAGCUGAGUUCCCUUCCUCAGCAAUUCAGUGUUGUUGUUGCGUUGGCUAAAGACAAGUUCUACAAGGUUCAGGAAGCAAUUCUUGCUCGGAAAGAAUAUGCUUCUCUGAUUGUUCUGACGAUCCAGUCUCUGAGUGAGCUAGAGGAUCAGUUUCUGACCAUGGAUAAAGUCCCCAAAAGCUUGUUAGCCGAAGAGGCCUUUACACUUCAGGAGGGGUGCAAAGCUCUCCUCAUAGAGGUCCUGAGCCUGGGGGCAGCGGUCGAUGAACUCAACCAAAAGAAAGAAGGUUUCCGCAGCACGGGCCAACCAUGGAAGCCAGAAGAGAUGCUUCAACUGGUUACUCUGUAUCACAAGCUGAAAAGACAAGUGGAACAGCAGGGGAACUUGUUAGAAGACACCACCAGUGCGUGCCAGAAGUACGAGGAUUUGUGUCAACAACUGAAGAAACAACUGGAGUCUGUGAGGAAAGAGCAGACUCAAGUGAAUGAAGAGACAUUACCUGUGGAGGAGAAACUGAAGGUGUAUCAUUCCCUGGCGGGUAGCCUGCAAGAUUCAGGAAUUCUCCUAAAGCAAGUGAAUGAACAUCUUGAAGACCUUUCUCCACAUCUUGACCCUGGAGCCUAUGAAGCGGCAAGCCACCAAGUCCAGUCGUGGCAAGAGGAGCUGAAGUUGUUGACUGCUACCAUUGGGGAGACGGUAAUGGAGUGUGAAAACCGGCUGGUUCAAAGCAUAGACUUCCAGACAGAAAUCUGCCGCUCACUUGAUUGGUUGAGGCGGGUGAAAGCUGAACUCAGUGAAACGCUGAACUUGGAUCUGAAACUUCAGAAUAUUCAAGAAGAGAUCCGAAAAGUUCAAAUACAUCAAGAAGAAGUGCAAUCCAGCCUUCGAAUAAUGAACGCCUUGAGCAGCAAAGAAAAGGAAAAGUUCAUGAAAGCAAAGGAACUGAUUUCUGCUGAUUUGGAAAAUACACUUGCUGAGCUCUCAGAACUGGAUGGUGAAGUUCAGGAGGCCAUUCGCAUUAGACAGGCCACAUUGACUGAAACCUAUAGUCUGUGCCAGAAAUACUACCAGGUUAUCCAGGCUGCUAGCGACUGGCUUGAGGAUGCCCAGGAGUUGUUACGGCUAGCUGGCAACGGCCUAGAUGUUGAGAGCUCCGAAGAGAAUCUUAAAAAUCAUGUGGAAUUUUUCAGCACAGAACCACAGUUCCAUGGUCUCCUGGAAGAGUUACAGGAUCUGAUGUCCAAACUGGAACCUCUCAUCAAAUCUUCUGGAAAAGAAGAGUUGAGGAAGAAUGUGGCAUGUUUGGAACAGAAGGGCAAGGGAAUAAAAUGUGAAUCACAAGCCCAAUUGGGACUGCUCCAGAGCUGCGCAACUCAGUGGCAGGAUUACCAGAAAGCAAGGGAAGAAGUUAUAGAACUGAUGAAUGAAGCAGAACAAAAAUUAUCUGAAUUCUCUGUGUCCAGAGCUUCUUCAAGCCAUGAGGCAGAAGAAAAAUUAUUAGAACACAAGUCACUGGUGUCUGUAGUGAACUCCUUCCAGGAGAGGAUUACUGCCCUGGAGGAAAGAGCUUCGCAAUUAGAACAAAUUGGAAAUGAUGCUAGCAAAGCCACCAUAAGUAGAUCAAUGACAACUGUCUGGCAGCGGUGGAAUCGUUUAUGCAGUGUCACACGAGACCAGGAAAACAUUUUGAAAGAUGCAGUAGAUGAAUGGCAAGCCUUCAAUAGCAAGGUCCAAAAAGCUACGGAGAAGAUAGACCAACUGCAAGAUAAAUUGCCCGGAAGCUCAGCCGAGAAAGCCUCCAAAGCAGAGCUCUCAAUGCUUCUGGACCACCAUGACACAUUUGUUCUGGAGGUGGAACAACAGCAAUCAGCUCUUGGUCUGCUAAAACAGCAGGCGAUGAACAUGCUGAGGGAUGUGGAAGUGGAGCCAGCUGCUGGAAAAAAGCCACCUGUCAUGCAAGAAAUCACAGCAAUGCAAGAUCGAUGCCACAACAUUCAGGAGAAGGUAAAGAAGAGUGGGAAAUUGGUAAAGCAAGAGCUAAAGGAGCGGGAAAUAGUAGAAACUGAGAUCAAUUCAGUGAAGUCAUGGAUUCAGGAAGCAAAGGAGUAUUUGAUGAGUCCUACAUUGGAAAUAGAUACUCAACUUGAUGAGCUGCAGGCUUUACUCACAGAAGCAGGAAUGCACCGCCAAGCCAUUGAGAAAAUUGCUGAAGAACAGCAGAAUAAGUAUCUGGGUCUCUUUGCAAUAUUGCCCUCUGAGCUCUCUUUGCAAUUAGCAGAAGUAGCUUUGGACUUAGGAGCCACGAAUGAUCAGAUCCAAGCCAAGGUAAAGGAAGGUCAGCAGAGCAAAGCAAUGAACCAAGAAUUCAGCCAGAAAAUUCAAGGAGUCACUAAAGAACUCACCACUAUUUUGACUAAGCUGAAAACCAAGACAAAUAAUUUAGCUCAGGCUAAAACUGACCAAAAGAUCCUGGGAGAGGAAUUGGACGCCUGCAAUGUAAAGCUGAUAGAGUUAGAUGUGGCAGUACGGGACUUUACAGAGCAGAACAGCCAACUGGCUAAGAAGCUGUCUAAGAAAAUAGGGAAACUGACUGAGCUGCACCAACAGACAAUCCGGCAGGCUGAGUACAGGCGCUCCAAACUCAAUCAGGCAGCUGCACAUCUAGAAGAAUACAAUGAGAUGCUGGAAUUCAUAUUAAAAUGGAUUGAGAAAGCAAAGAUCCUGAUGCAUGGUAACAUCACGUGGAAUUCUGCCAGUCAACUUCGAGAUCAAUUCAUUUCCCAUCAGUCCAUGUUGGAAGAGUCUGGAGAAAUCCAUAGCGAUCUGGAGGCCAUGAAUGAGAAGCUUGGAUACGUGGCUAGUGUGUACUGUACAGAUGGAAUGUCCCAGCAAGUGUCAGAACUGGGCCGGGAGACUGAGGAGUUACGGCAAGUGAUCAGAUUGCGGAUGCAGAAUCUACAGGAUGCUGCCAAGGAUAUGAAAAAGUUUGAAAUGGAGUUGAAAACCCUUCAGAAUGCUUUAGAACAAGCCCAGAUGACACUGACAUCUCCUGAGUUUGGACGGCUAAGUCUAAAAGAACAGCUUUCUCAUCGACAGCAUCUGUUGUCAGAAAUGGAAUCAUUGAAGCCUAAGGUUCAGGCUGUGCAAAUCUGUCAAGUUGCACUCCGCAUCCCAGAAGAGGUGGUUACCAGCUUACCCAUAUGCCACACAGCUCUCAGACUCCAGGAGGAAGCCAGUCGUCUGCAGCACACAGCUAUCCAACAGUGUAACAUAAUGCAGGAAGCCGUGGUCCAGUAUGAGCAGUAUGAACAAGAAAUGAAGCACCUACAGCAACUGAUAGAGGAGGCCCACCGUGAAAUCCAGGAUAAACCGGUGGCGACUAGUAAUAUCCAGGAACUGCAGGCCCAGAUUUCCCGCCAUGAGGAGCUGGCUCAGAAAAUCAAGGGUUACCAGGAGCAGAUAGCCUCUCUGAAUUCCAAGUGCAAGAUGUUAACUGAAGUAGAAGGGCUUUCAGAAGGAAUGGAGGAUUUCGAUACAGAGCUCCUUUCAACACACUCGGCUCAUCCUUCCGUGGUUAUGAUGACUGCGGGUCGCUGCCACACACUGCUUUCACCUGUCACUGAGGAGUCUGGGGAGGAGGGAACCAACAGUGAGAUUUCCUCUCCACCUGCCUGUCGCUCUCCUUCACCUGUGGCUAAUACAGAUGCUUCUGUUAACCAGGACAUUGCUUAUUACCAAGCCUUAUCUGCCGAACAGUUGCAGACAGAUGCUGCCAAGAUUCAACCCAGCACAUCCUCAACCCAGGAGUCCUAUGAACCAGGGCUAGAAUCAACUGCCAGUGCUAAAAUGGAUGAUCUGCAGCGAUCUUGGGAAACACUGAAGAAUGUGAUCAGUGAAAAGCAACGAACUCUUUAUGAAGCUCUUGAACGCCAACAGAAAUACCAGGAUUCCCUUCAGUCCAUCUCCUCAAAAAUGGAGGCUGUUGAAGUGAAACUGAAUGAAAGUCUAGAACCUGGCAAGAGCCCAGAAAGUCAGAUGGCUGAGCAUCAGGCUUUGAUGGAUGAGAUCCUCAUGUUACAAGAUGAAAUCAAUGAGCUUCAGACAUCGUUAGCAGAAGAGUUGGUGUUGAAAUCCCUGGAGAUGGAUGCCGCUGAUCAGUUGGCCUUGCAGUCGACACUCACCGUCUUAGCCGAGAGAAUGUCUACUAUCAAAAUGAAAGCUUCAGGCAAACGGCAGCUACUGGAGGAGAAAUUGAACGAGCAACUGGAAGAGCAGAGACAAGAACAGGCUCUGCAGAGAUAUCGCUGUGAGGCUGAUGAACUGGACCAUUGGUUAUUGAAUACUAAGGCUACUUUGCAUACCAGUUUGGUUACAUCCGAGGAGCCGAUGGACAUGGAAGAUCAGCUCAUUGACUGCCAGAAUAUGCUGGUGGAAAUUGAACAGAAGGUAGUGGCCUUGUCAGAACUGUCCAUUCACAAUGAAAACCUGCUCAUGGAAGGAAAGGCUCACACCAAGGACGAGGCCGAGCAUCUGGCGGUUAAGCUAAGGACGCUAAAGGGGAGUCUUCUGGAACUGCAAAGAGCCCUGUAUGAUAAGCAGAUCAACAUUCAAGGGACAUCACAGGAGAAGGAGGAAUGCGAAGCAGAGUUAGCAGCCGCACAAAAUCCAAGCGUCCAGGAAUGGUUGGCACAAGCUCGAACAACACGAAGCCAGCAGCAACAGAGCAGUCUCCAGCGACAAAAAGAACUAGAACAAGAGCUUGCAGAACAGAAGAACCUCCUUCGAUCAGUUGCAAGCCGUGGAGAAGAAAUCAUAACCCAACAUAAUACAGCAAUAGAUGGCUCUUCCCUUAGUGAAAAGCCUGAUGUGCUGUCUCAGGAGUUGGGUUUUGAAAGUGAGAAAACCUCCACUGAAGACCAAAUGAGAAUGAAGUGGGAAAGUUUGCAUCAGGAAUUCAGUACCAAGGAAAAACUCCUAAAGGAUGCUUUAGAACAAGAACAAGAGCAACUGCUGUACAGCAGACCCAAUAGACUGCUCGUGGGCGUGCCACUCUACAAAGGAGAAGGACAGACCCAAGAUAAGUCUUCGGUAGCAUCUUUGCUGGAUGGUUUGAACCAGGUGUUUGAAGAGGUCUCAUCUCAGAAUGGAGGGGCGGAGGGGCAAAAUGUUCACUUGGAACAAAAACUAUAUGAUGGUGUCUCAGCUACGUCUACUUGGUUAGAUGAUGUUGAAGAGCACCUGUUCGUUGCUACAGCCCUCUUACCAGAAGAAACGGAAACUUGCCUCAAUAACCAGGAAACCCUCGCUAAAGAUAUUAAGGAGAUGUCUGAAGAAAUGGAUAAGAACAAAAAUUUGUUUUCCCAAGCAUUUCCUGAGCAAGGUGAAAACCGAGAUGUUAUAGAAGAUACUUUGGGUUGUCUUUUGGGGAGAUUAUCCUUGCUGGAUUCUGUGGUAAACCAACGAUGUCAUCAGAUGAAGGAAAGACUCCAGCAGAUACUGAAGUUCCAGAAUGAUCUGAAGGUACUCUUUACCUCCCUGGCAGAUAAUAAAUACAUCAUUCUACAAAAACUGGCAGAUGUGAUUGAACAACCUGCAGCAGAACAAAUAGAGGCAAUACAACAGGCUGAAGAUGGUCUGAAGGAGUUAGAUGCAGUGAUUGUUGAAUUAAAGAGACGUGGUGAUAAGCUUCAGGUUGAUCAACCAUCCACGCAAGAACUCUCCAAACUCCAGGACACGUACGAUGAAUUGAUAAUGACCAUUGGCUCAAGACGUAGUGGACUGAACCAAAAUCUGGCACGUAAAAAGCAGUACGAACGGCUGCUCCAGGAUCUUGCUGACUUAUCGGAAACUGGUCAAGAAAAGAUGUCAGGAAGUCAAAAAAUGAUCGUUUCUUCCAAAGAAGAAGUUCAACAAGCACUUGACAAGCACAAGGAGUAUUUUCAGGGCCUUGAAUCUCACAUGAUCUUGACUGAGACACUAUACAGAAAGAUCAUCAGUUUUGCACUACCAAAGGAAACCCGGUUUCAUUCAGAACUGAUGGAUCAGGCAUCUGUGGUGUUGAAACGAGCUCACAAGAGGGGAGUGGAACUAGAGUAUAUUCUCGAGACCUGGUCCCAUCUUGAUGAUGAUUAUCAGGAACUCAUACGACAACUGGAAGCUGUUGAAAAUAGCAUCCCAAGUGUUGGUUUGGUGGAGGAGACUGAGGAAAGGCUAACGGAUAGGAUUGCUCUCUACAUGCGGCUUAAAUCAAGUUUAACUGAAUACCAGCCCAAAUUGUACCAAGUAUUGGAUGAUGGGAAAAGACUGUUAAUUUCCAUUAGCUGUUCAGAUCUUGAAAGCCAGCUGAACCAACUAGGAGAACGUUGGUUAAAUAAUACCAACAAGGUUAACAAGGAAUUGCACAGAUUGGAGACAAUACUGAAACACUGGACAAGAUACCAAAGUGAAUCUGCUGAACUUACUCGUUGGUUGCAAAGUGCAAUGGACAGGCUAGAAUUCUGGUCCCAACAAUCUGUGACAUUCCCACAAGAACUUGAAACAGUCCGAGACCACCUAAAUGCUUUCUUAGAAUUUUCUAAAGAAGUUGAUGCCAAGUCAUCUCAGAAAUCAUCUGUUCUGAGUACCGGAAACCAGCUCCUUCGACUGAAGAAAGUGGAUACUGCUGCAUUGCGAUCUGGGCUGUCCCAGAUUGACAGCCAGUGGACGGAACUGCUUACCCAUAUUCCAGUAGUUCAGGAAAAACUGCACCAGCUCCAAAUGGAUAAACUGCCUUCUCGCCAUGCUAUUGCUGAAGUCAUGAGUUGGAUUUCUCUUAUGGAAAGUGUCAUUCAGCAGGAUGAAGAAAACAUUGCAAAUAUAGUAGGCUUCAAGUCAGUUCAUGAGUACCUGCAGAAGUAUAAGGGUUUCAAGAUUGACAUCAAUUGUAAGCAGUUGACCGUUGACUUUGUGAACCAAUCAGUGCUUCAGAUCAGCAGUCAGGAUGUGGAGAGUAAACGCAGUGAUAAGACUGAUUUUGCUGAGCGGCUUGGAACGAUGAAUAGACGCUGGCAGAUUUUGCAGGGUUUGGUAACUGAAAAGAUCCAGUUGCUGGAGGGUUUAUUGGAAUCUUGGACAGAAUACGAUAGUAAUGUGAAGUGUCUGAAAAUCUGGUUUGAAACUCAAGAGAUGAGACUUAAGGAACACCACAGAAUUGGAGAUCAGGCUUCAGUCCAGAAUACAUUGAAAGACUGUCAGGAACUAGAAGAGUUAAUUAAAGCAAAGGAAAAGGAAAUAGAGAAAGUAGAACAGAAUGGACUUUCCCUGGUCCAGAACAAGAAAGAAGGAGCCUCUGCCGUUGUUAUAAAUACUUUAGGAGAACUCAACCACUGCUGGGCGAAUUUGGAUCAUCAGGUUGGGCAGUUAAAGAUAUUUUUACAGUCCAUUCUUGAUCAGUGGGGCAUUUACAAAGUAGCUUCUGAUGAGUUGAAUAGUUACCUAAUGGAAGUCAGAUAUUCUCUGUCCCGUUUCCGUCUUCUCACUGGUUCCAUGGAAGCUGUCAAAGUGCAAGUAGAAAACCUCCAGGGCCUUCAGGAUGAACUAGAAAAUCAGGAGAACAGGUUACAGAAAUUUGGCUCUGUGACCAAUCAGCUAUUAAAGGAUUGUCACCCCCCAGUUACUGAAACUUUAACCAAUAUCCUGAAAGAAGUCAACAUGAGGUGGAAUAACUUGCUAGAAGAGAUUACAGAGCAGCUUCAUUCCAGUAAGGCCUUAUUUCAGCUGUGGCAGAGGUACAAAGACUACUAUAAGCAGUGUGCUUCUACGAUACAGCAGCAUGAAGAUCGAAGCAGUGAGCUGUUGAAGGCAGCUACUAACAAGGAUAUUGCUGAUGAUGAAGUAGCUAUUUGGAUUCAAAAUUGUAAUGAACUCCUAAAAAGCCAGAAGACAGUCCAAGAUUCUCUGUUUGUUCUCCAUGAACUAGGAGAUCAACUCAAGCAACAAGUGGAUUCUUCUGCAGCCUCAGCCAUCCAAUCUGACCGACUGUCUUUGAGUCAACGCUUGUCAGCCUUAGAACAGGCUCUUAGCAGGCAGCAAACUAUGUUACAGACUGGCGUUCUUGACUAUGAGACAUUUUCGAAGAGUUUGGAUGGCCUGGAGGCUUGGAUUGUGGAAGCUGAAGAAGUACUAACAGGGCAGGACCCCAGCCACUCAUCUGAUCUCUCGACAAUUCAGGAUAGGAUGGAAGAACUUAAAGGACAGAUGUUAAAAUUCAGUAGCAUGGUUCCAGAUUUGGAUCGUCUAAAUGAGCUGGGAUACCGGCUACCCCUGAGUGAUAAGGAAAUCAAAAGGAUGCAGAAUUUGAACAGACGCUGGUCCCUCAUCUCUUCUAACACCACAGAAAGAUUCAGCAAGUUGCAGUCAUUCCUACUGCAGCACCAGACGUUCCUGGAGAAAUGUGAAACAUGGAUGGAGUUCUUGCUUCAGACAGAACAGAAGUUGGCGGUGGAAAUUUCUGGCAAUUUCCAGCAUCUUUUAGAACAGCAGAGGGCACAUGAGUUGUUUCAAGCAGAGAUGUUCAGUCGCCAGCAGAUUUUGCAUUCAAUCAUCAUUGAUGGCCAGCGCCUACUAGAACAAGGACAAGUGGAUGACAGGGACGAGUUCAACCUGAAGUUGACACUACUCAGCAAUCAGUGGCAGGGAGUCAUUCGCCGGGCCCAACAGAGGAGGGGAAUCAUUGACAGCCAGAUCCGCCAGUGGCAGCGCUAUAGGGAAAUGGCAGAGAAACUUCGUAAAUGGUUGGUGGAAGUCUCUUACCAACCAGUGACCGGACUGGGAAGUGUUCCUAUCCCACUGCAGCAAGCCAGAACCCUGCUCGAUGAAAUACAGCUCAAAGAAAAAGUUCUUUUACGGCAACAAGGGAGCUACAUUCUAACUGUGGAAGCUGGAAAGCAGCUGCUGCUGUCUGCCGACAGUGGGGCGGAGGCAGCCCUCCAGGCGGAGCUGACUGAAAUCCAGGAUAGGUGGAAGUCAGCCAGUACUCGCCUGGACCAACAGAAGAAAAAGCUUUCCUUUCUCCUCAAAGACUGGGAAAAAUGUGAAAAAGGAAUAGCCGAUUCCCUGGAAAAACUAAGAGCUUUCAAGAAAAGGCUUUCCCAGCCAUUACCAGAUCAUCAUGAUGAGCUGCAUAUCGAGCAAAUGCGCUGCAAGGAGUUGGAAAAUGCCGUUGGAGGUUGGACUGAUGACUUGACACAUCUAGCCCUUCUGAAAGACACUUUAUCCACAUACAUCAGUCCUGAUGAUAUUUCCAUCCUCAAUGAACGCAUCGAACUGUUGCACAGGCAGUGGGAAGAGCUGUGUCAUCAGGUCUCCUUACGGCAGCAGCAAGUGAAUGAGAGAUUGAAUGAGUGGGCAGUCUUCAGUGAGAGGAACAAGGAACUCUGUGAGUGGCUGACUCAAAUGGAAAGUAAAGUUUCACAAAAUGGAGACAUCCUUAUUGAAGAAAUGAUAGAGAAGCUCAAGAAGGAUUACCAAGAGGAAAUUGCAGUUGCCCAAGAGAAUAAAAUCCAACUCCAGCAAAUGGGAGAACGACUUGCAAGAGCUAGCCAUGAGAGCAAAGCAUCAGAAAUUGAAUACAAACUUGGAAAGGUGAAUGACAGAUGGCAACAUCUACUAGAUCUGAUUGCAGCCAGGGUGAAGAAACUGAAGGAGACGUUGGUCGCCGUGCAGCAGCUGGAUAAGAACAUGAGCAUCUUGAGAUCCUGGCUCUCCCACAUUGAGUCAGAGCUGUCCAAGCCCAUUGUCUACGAAACCUGCGAUUUUGAGGAAAUACAAAGGAAGCUGAAUGAGCAGCAGGAACUUCAGAGAGACAUAGAGAAACACAGCACUGGUGUUGCUUCAGUUCUUAACCUGUGCGAAGUGCUGCUCCAUGACUGCGAUGCCUGUGCUACAGAAACUGAGUGUGACUCCAUUCAGCAGGCCACCCGCAACCUGGACAGGCGAUGGAGAAACAUCUGUGCAAUGUCUAUGGAAAGGAGACUCAAAAUUGAAGAGACGUGGCGAUUAUGGCAGAAGUUCCUGGACGACUAUUCUCGCUUCGAAGAUUGGUUAAAGAUUGCGGAGAGCACGGCUGCCUUCCCCAGCUCUUCAGGGGUGCUGUACACAGUUGCUAAGGAAGAGCUAAAGAAAUUUGAGGGCUUCCAGCGACAAGUACAUGAAAGCCUAACCCAGUUGGAACUGAUCAACAAACAGUAUCGUCGUUUAGCCCGAGAGAACCGCACAGAUUCUUCCUGCAGACUAAAACAGAUGGUUCAUGAAGGCAACCAGAGAUGGGACAACCUCCAGAGACGUGUCACAUCCAUCCUGCGCAGGCUCAAGCAUUUUAUUGGCCAGCGUGAGGAGUUUGAAACAGCACGUGACAGCAUUUUGGUCUGGCUAACAGAGAUGGACUUGCAGUUGACCAAUAUUGAACACUUUUCAGAAUGCGACGUUCAAGCUAAAAUAAAACAACUUAGGGCCUUCCAGCAAGAAAUUUCACUGAACCAAAGUAAAAUUGACCAGAUCAUUGUCCAAGGUGGGCAGCUGAUUGAAAAGAGCGAACCAAUGGAUGCGGCCAUCAUUGAAGAGGAACUGGAUGAACUCUGGAGGUACUGUCAGGAGGUGUUUGGUCGUGUGGAGCGGUAUCACAAGAAACUGAUCCGCCUUCCGUUAACAGAUGAUGAGCCCGACCUGUCUGACAGAGAAAUGGAUAUGGAUGAAUCAGCAGAUCUUUCCGACCUCCACUGGCCUGACAAAUCCACAGACAACGUUCUCUCCCCUCAUCCGUCUUCCAACCUAUCCCUUUCCCUUGCCCAGCCUCUCCGGAGUGAGAGGUCGGGACGAGAUACCCCUGCGAGCGUGGACUCCAUCCCCCUGGAAUGGGAUCAUGACUAUGAUCUUAGUCGUGACCUGGAAUCAGCUGUUUCCCAAAACCUGCACUCAGAGGAUGAAGAAGGUCAAGACAACAAAGAGUUCUAUAUUAGGGGAGCUGCUGGAUUAGCAGAUAUAGUGAUACCUGAAAGCCCCGAGGCCUAUGUAAAACUCACUGAAAAUGCAAUCAGACAUAUCUCUGGGGAGCCGAGCUCCUUAGAAACACACAUCCGACAACUUGACAAAGCCUUAGAUGCCAGCCGUCUCCAGAUGCAGCAGACAGAAAAUAUCAUCCGCAGCAAAACACCCACCGGUCUUGAGCUAGACUCCAGUUACAAAGGAUACUUGAAACUUCUAGGUGAGUGCAGUGGCAGUAUAGAUGCAGUAAAGAGACUGGGGUUCAAACUGAAAGAGGAAGAAGAGAAGUUCUCUGGUUUUAUUAACCUGAACAGUAUGGAAACACAAACAGCAGGUGUGAUUGAUCGAUGGGAGCUGAUCCAGGCUCAGGCUCUUAACAAGGAACGGAGGAUGAAGAAGAACCUCCAGCAGUGGCAGCAAUUCAAUUCCGAUCUGGCCAGCAUUUGGACCUGGCUGGGAGAAACUGGAGACGAGCUGGAGCAGCUGCAGCGCUUGGAUCUCAGCACAGACAUUCAAACCAUCGAGCUCCGAAUUAAGAAGCUCAAGGAACUUCAGAAAGCAGUCGAUCACCGGAAAGCCAUUAUCCUUUCCAUUAACUUGUGCAGCUCAGAGUUCAUCCAGUCUGACAGUGAAGAAAGCAAGGACCUGCAGGAACGCCUGACCCAGAUGAAUGGAUCCUGGGACAGAGUAUGCAGCAUGCUGGAAGAAUGGCGGGGCUCUCUGCAAGAUGCAUUAAUGCAGUGUCAGGAUUUCCAUGAGAUGAGCCAUGGGUUGCUGCUCUGGUUGGAGAACAUUGACAGGCGAAAAAAUGAAAUUGUGCCCAUCAAUCCAAGCCUGGACUCAGAUACCUUGCAGGACCAUCACAAAAUGCUUACGCAAAUCAGGCGUGAAUUGCUGGAGUCCCAAUUGAAGGUGGCGUUACUUCAGGACAUGUCCUGCCAAUUGCUUGUCAAUGCCGAAGGCCAGGACUGCUUAGAAGCCAAAGAGAAAGUGCACGUCAUUGGAAAUCGGCUUAAGCUUCUCUUGAAGGAAGUUAGCCACCAUAUCAAGGACCUGGAGAAGAUUUUAGACCUGUCAAGCAGCCAACUGGAUUUGUCAUCUUGGUCUUCAGCUGAUGAAUUGGACACCUCAGGAUCUGUGAGCCCCGGGUCUGGAAGGAGCACCCCCAACAAGCACAAAACGCCACGGGGCACAUGUAGUGUCUCACAGCCUGGACCCUCUGUCAGCAGUCCACAUAGCAGGUCCACAAGAGAUGGCUCAGAUUCCUUCCAUUCUGAGUCCCAGCCGGCUCAACCACAUCAGUCCUUCUUCCUCCGGGUCCUACAGGCCGCUCUGCCGCUCCAGCUUUUCCUGCUGCUCUUGGUCGGUCUUGCCUGCCUCGUGCCAAUGACCGAGGAAGACUACAGCUGUGCCCUCUCCAACAAUUUUGCCCGGUCCUUCCACCCUAUGCUCAGAUAUACGAACGGCCCCCCUCCUCUGUGAAUUAGCAGAAAGACUCCCCCACAUCCCCUCUGUUUUUCUAGCAGUACUAUGGUACUGGUACGAGGAAUGUCUGGCAAAAGCCAUAUCAGAAAUGGACCUUUAUCGAGUUUGAAUGCACAUAACAGUGGCAGCUUUUUCACUAUCUGUAACCUCUGUGGGCUUAGGAUCACACCGACAGCAGGUGAAUAUUCAUGAGGUAUCAGACCCAAAGUGCUUAAACCAUUUUGGGAAACAGUUCACUUCAAAGCACAGAGUCCAGGCUCAGGCACGGAGUAAGAACCUCUGGUUUCUGGAUCCUGAGCCACUUGAGUUCUGGGCUUCUGAAAGGCCAACCGACUUUAGUUGUCAGGUCUGUCUGAGUACCUUUCCUAUGUGCUGCUCUACUGAUCUGUUAGCCAAUCCUUCAUAAAAUCCCCUAUCAGUAUUGAACAGUGUACAAGCCAACCAACCAGCGUGAAGAAGAUUUUAGAACCUUGUAACAUACACUUUUAAAGAGCUUAUAUGGCAGCUUACUUUUUCCUUGGUUUUGUUUCAGCAUGACUCUCUAACCUCUGCUCGAGAUGCCCAGGCUGUAAAUCUUAAAGGCACAUUUCUAUGGUUUAAAAAAAAAAAACAAACCUGGAUGUAAUAAGGUCACGGAAGGUUUCAUGAAGAAAACUAUUGAGUGUUAAGUAUAAAAAAAACACAUUUAUGUAUGUACAGUUUGCUAAAGCCAAAUUUUAUUUGUAUUGAUUUCUUUGCAUUUAUUAGAGAUACCGUAAAAUAUUUUGUCCGUGUUUUUUAAUGAAAAUAUAGAAGGAUCUAAUUUUAAUUUUUAAGCCAUGAAUGGUAAAAUAUAACCACAUAUAG
Tachyglossus aculeatus (Australian echidna) is the source of this 27348-nucleotide messenger RNA. It is a transcript of the gene SYNE1, whose product is annotated as spectrin repeat containing nuclear envelope protein 1. Gene Ontology annotation, cellular component: membrane. Gene Ontology annotation, molecular function: protein binding. The coding region runs from base 103 to 26499 and encodes 8798 amino acids. The record is from RefSeq and is a predicted model, not a curated record. NCBI's taxonomy places the organism in Eukaryota, Metazoa, Chordata, Mammalia, Monotremata, Tachyglossidae. The transcript is spliced from 145 exons.